This is a messenger RNA of Labeo rohita (rohu), 1282 nucleotides long. It is a transcript of the gene pllp, whose product is annotated as plasmolipin. Lineage: Eukaryota; Metazoa; Chordata; Actinopteri; Cypriniformes; Cyprinidae. Gene Ontology annotation, molecular function: structural constituent of myelin sheath. The coding region runs from base 214 to 741 and encodes 175 amino acids. The record is from RefSeq and is a predicted model, not a curated record. The transcript is spliced from 5 exons. Gene Ontology annotation, cellular component: membrane. Gene Ontology annotation, biological process: myelination.
CUGACGCAUGCUCAGCAAAGAGACCAAAGGUUGUUUACCUCAUGGAGAGUAGAGUACCGAAACAACAAAACUAGCGAAAAUACACUACAUCAAAGUUUUAAUCUGGUUGCUGCAGACAAGUGGCCAAAGAUGAACUGAGUCAACGACUGCAGUACAAAAAUGACUGUUGUGCAGUGACAUUUUUAUACAAUCAACACUUUAUAUUGAGAAGAAAUGGCAGAUUUUCCUGGGAAGGUCAACACUCAGACCACCUCCAGUGAACCUCAGAGAAGUUUUGGAAUCAUGGGAAUGGUUGACAUGGACUUCAUCAAGAGCAUUCCUGGUAUGCUACUUAUAGCUGAGAUUGUUGUUGGAUUACUGGUGUGGGCGUUGAUUGCCAGUACCAGCUACAGCUCGAGUCCUGCUUAUGGUUGGGUGUUGUUUGUCAGCGUAACUCUGUGGCUCCUGAGCAUUGCCCUGUUUGUUGUGCUCUUGCUUAGGUUUUACCAGAGACUACCCGUAGUGCCCUGGCCAUUGGUGCUCAUGGUGUUCUAUGUAGUUGCAGCUGUUCUAUAUGUAACUGCCUUUUUGACUAAUGCAGCAACUGUCCCAGGACGAUGGAGUUUUUGGCAUGGUCAUCUGGGAGCUUCUGCAUUCUUUGCCAUUGUGGUGACCCUGUUAUAUGGAGCUAGCAGCUACUUUGCCUAUUUGGACUGGAGGGGUCAAGGGCAAAACGCGGCGGCGAGUACAGUGCCCGUGUAGACCCUCUUCUGAUGAACACUCUCAUUCACUAUGUGAGGACACUUUGAAGGGGUUAAUGCUCAGAUUUUUUGGCACUGCUGAAAAUCCUCUUCGGGAACGUCUGACAACCCUUCUGUAUAACGGUGGCCAGCGUAAUUGCUAGAUGGUUUAUAACAUGGACAUUUGGACAUGUUUGUAUGCUUAUGUGCUGCAGGCGUGGGCUCAUUAAGGCUUUUUAAAAUAAAUAAUUAAUACUUUUACUCAGCAAGGACGCAUUGAAUUGAUCAAAAGAGACAGUAAAGGCAUUUAUAAUCUUAAAAAGAUUUCUAUUUUUUUUUUUAAAUCUUGUCUUUUGAAUUUCCUAUUCAUCAAAGUGUGCUGAAUGUAAAAUUCCCGAACAAAGGAAAAAAAAAUCAGAUUUAUCUUCAAAGGAAUAAAUACAAUUUUAAAAUGUUAUAACAGUUCAGAGUAUUCAUGUUUUAUUGUAUUUUUGAUCAAAUAAAUGCAGCCUUACUGAGGAUUAAGAUAUGAAAUAAACACAUAAAUCUUACCAGCCCCAACU